CUAGCAGUCCUCAAUCAAAGCAGCAGAAGCCGAAAAUUGCAGUAUCAGUAUUUGUUUUGAUUGCCGCUUUUUGCCAAAAAGGAAAAACACCAAUUAGGAACAUAAGAUAGCAAGAGAACAUGGCUGCAACGGCGCCGAGGAACCAGGCGAUGGAGGAGGUCUUCCAUGAGAAUGGUGGCUUUGGCGACUGCGCCAGCGUGGAAGCCACCAAGUCGGCGAUUUUGAAGGUGAUGACGCGAGCGGAGCGCUUCCAGGUGCGCGUCCGUAACUUCAUCGAGGAGGACUAUACAGAUUUCAUGCCGAAUCACACCUCACCGGACAUCUACCUCGAGGAAGCUAGUUCGCUGGGACGAGAGGUAGCGGAUCUGCUGGAGACGGUCAGUAGCGAAGGCCUGGGUGCCCUGGAUGAAGCCAACUCAAAGCUGGCGGCCGGUGGACGGGAGCAGCGGGAGAUUCUCCUAGGUCUGGCUGUUAGUGAGCUCGUUCUCAAGAUUGACGAGCUGUUCCAGUGCAUCGAGGACGCCAAGGCCACCAAGGAUUACUUGGUGGUCCUGGAUCUGGUAAGUCGCCUGCAGGCUCUGAUCUAUGGCGAGGAAGCACCGCCCGAGGUGCAUCGCGUCUUCCAGGCUCUCGAAUGCCACGACACCAUCAAAGUGAAGUACCACGUACAGUCCCAUCUGCUGCAACAGACUCUCCAGGAGCGCUUCGAUCGCCUCGUGCAACUGCAGUGCAAAUCCUUCCCCACCUCGCGCUGUGUCACCUUGCAGGUUAGCCGCGAUGAGGCCCAGUUACAGGACGUCGUCCAUGCCCUCUUCCAGGAGAGCUACAAUCCAGUGAAGAUUUGCGAAUUCCUUUGGGAGAACUGCAUCGAGCCGUUGAUCCGCCGACCCGUCAUGGCGGAGUUUAACGAAACCGCCGAGGGUGAUACCUUCAUCCAUUUGUCGCUCUCUUACUCCACCAAAGAACCAAACUCCUCGCAACUGCGUCCAAGCUACAAGCAGGUGCUGGCCAACUUCCAACUGCUGCUCCAGACACUCGGCGGCAUCAACUGCAGCGUCUCUAACGAUCAGCAUGUGUUCACGAUAAUCGGGGAGCAUGUAAAGGACAAGAUGCUCGAUCUUCUGUUGGAGGAGUGUCUGGUGCCAGCUGUUCCCGAGACCAUGGAGGAGUACCAGUCGUCAACACUGUGCGAGGACGUGGUCAACUUCGAGCAGCUGCUGGCCGAUACUUUUCUGAUUAAUCCUGAAGUGGAUCGCGCCCUGGGAGAGUUUGUGAAGCAGUAUGAGACCUACUUCCGCAACAAGCUCUUUAAGCGCGUCCUGGAAACGGCACGCGAGAUCAUACAGCGCGAUCUGCAGGACAUGGUCCUGGUGGCGCCCAACAACCUGGCCGCCGAGGUGUCUAGCGAUCCUUUCCUCUUUCCCCGCUGCAUGGUGUCCAAGAGUGCACAGGACUUUGUGAAACUAAUGGAUCGCAUCCUGCGCCAGCCUGUCGAGAAAAUGGGCGACACGGAAGCAGAAUCGGGAUUAUUUGGACUAUCCUUCACCGGAGUUAUUGGCGUAAUGCUGCAGACGUACAUGUCGGAAGUGCCCAUCGUGCACCGCAAGCUGCUGGACAGCGUGCCCCAGCAAUCGGUGCUGUUCUACAACAACUGCAUGUUCUUCCAGCACUGGGUGGCCCAGCAUGCCAACAAGGGCAUCGAUAGCUUGCCGGCAUUGGCCAAAGCCCUGCAGGUGUGCGGCCAAAAGCAGUUCCGGGUCCAGGUCGACUAUCAGAACUCGAUUCUAAUGGAAAUCCUGCAGGGCUUCGAGUUCGAGAGUCCGCACACGCUGGGCACUGGUCCCCUGAAGCUGGUGCGCCAGUGCCUGCGUCAGUUGGAGCUGCUGAAGAACGUUUGGUUCAAUGUCCUGCCGGAGAAGACGUACAUCAGCACCUUUUGCGAGCUCCUGAACACGUUCGCGGCGGAACUAAUCCGUCGAGUCUUCACGCUGCGAGAUAUAUCGGCCACAAUGGCCUGCGAGCUGAGCGACCUCAUCGACGUGGUGCUCGAGAAGGCGCCGCAAUUGUUCGGCGAACCGAAUCAGGUGGUGCAGGUGCACUCCUGGCUGAAGCUGAAGCAGCUCAAGACCAUGAUGAAUGCCUCGCUGAAGGAGAUCACCGAACUGUGGUGUGACGGCGCCGGGCCACUGACUGCCAGCUACAAGGCCGACGAGAUUAAGCACCUGAUCCGUGCACUGUUCCAGGACACCGAUCGUAGGGCCAAGGCCAUCACCCAAAUCGUUUAAAGAAUCCGGCCGGGCAAGGGACCUAUUUACAUUAUAUUCUAUAACUUAAGCUUUAUUUUUACCAAUAAAAAGAAAAAACACAAUAAGGAAC
Molecule: messenger RNA, 2376 nt
Organism: Drosophila bipectinata
Lineage: Eukaryota; Metazoa; Arthropoda; Insecta; Diptera; Drosophilidae
Gene: Zw10
Product: Zeste-white 10
Biological process (GO): endoplasmic reticulum to Golgi vesicle-mediated transport; mitotic spindle assembly checkpoint signaling; mitotic cell cycle
Cellular component (GO): RZZ complex; chromosome, centromeric region; nucleus
Source: RefSeq, a predicted model, not a curated record